CCAAUAUGAUCUUCACAAACCAGUCAGUGGUCCCUAAUGUUACAACUAUAGAGGAAUCCCUCAAGAUGUUUAUCAACACGUCCACAGUCUUCUUAGACAUUAUUACUGUCAGUAUCAAUGCGGAACUCCAGAAUAACACGACUACUACUACAACUACCAAAAAUAUCACAGCCAUCCCCACAACAACUACAGCUGAAUUAACAACAACCACAGAUGCUCCCACAACAACCAUAACUGCUCCUAAAACAACCACAGAGGCACCAACGACAACUACAGCUGGGGCAACAACCACAGCCGAAAUAAGAACACCCACAGCUAACACCACAACAACCACAUCAGCCAAAACGACAUCUACAGCUGGGGUAAAAACAAUCACAGCUGUCCCCAAAACAACCACAGCUACAACAGCAGCUCAAAGCACCACAGAUGCUCAUGAAAAAAACACAGUUGAUCCCACACCAACCACAGCUGACACUGCAACAACCACAGCUGCUCCCACGACAACCAGCGCAGCACCAACAACAGCUACCGUUGCAGCUGCUCCCACAACAAACAUAGCUGCUGCUAUGACAACAGCUGCGGCAACAACAAGCGAAGCCGUACCCACAACGACCACAGCUGCACCCACAAAAACCACAGCUGAUAUCACAACAACCAAAGUUGCUACCACAACAAACACAACUGCACCCAAAUCAACCACAGCUCCUCCAACAAUAACCACAGCUGAUCCCACAACAAUCACAGAUGUACCAACAGCAACUACAACUCAGGCAACAAUCACAGCCAUCCUCACAACAUCCACAGCUGCUGCCACAUCAACAGCCGUCCCCACAACCAUCCCAGCUGCCGCAAACACAACCACAGCUUCCCUCAUAACAACCACAUCUGCUGCUAUGACAACAACUGCUAAGGCUACAACAACCACAGCCAUCCUCACAUCAACCACAGCAUCACCCACAACAACAAACACAGCUGUGGCUAUGACAACUACAGCUCUGCAUACAACAACCACAGCUGCACCCACAACAACAGCUGCUCCCACAAAAACCAUAGCUGCUGCUAUCACAAAAGCUGCUGCAUCAACAACCAAACCCAUGCCCACAACAACCACAACUGCUCCUACAACAAUGACAGCUUUACCAAUGACAAAUACUGCUGCGACGACAACAACCACAGCUGCUCCCACAACAACCACAGCUGCGCCCAAAACAACCAGAGCUGCGCCCAAAUCAAACACAGCUUCUCCAACAAUAAUCACAGAUGCUCCCACAACAACCACAGAAUUAACAAUGGCAACUACAGCUGGGGCAACAAUCACAGCCGUCCUCACAACAACCACAGCUGAAUUUACAACAUCUAGAGCUGCUACGAGACCCACUGCUGCACCCACAACAAUCACAGAGGCACCAACAACAUCUAGAGCUACUACAGCAGCUCACACAACCACAGCCUCUGCUACAACAACAACAACAACAGCUUCGACCACACCCACAGCAACUGCCUCUAUAACAAUCACAGCUUCGACAACAACAAUCAUAUCUGCAACUAUGUCAACAAUAGCUGCUGCUACAACAACCACAGCCAUCACCACAACAACCACAAUGCGGCUACGACAACUACAGCUGUGUCUAUUCACCCACAACAACCACAGCUUCUACGACAAACACCACAGCUACUCCCACAACAAUCACAGAGGCACCAACGCCAACUACAGCUGGGGCAUCAAUCACAGCCGUCCUCACCACAAUCCCAGCUGCCACAAACACAACCACAGCUUCGCCCAUUACAACCACAUCUGCUGCUACGACAACAAUAGCUGCGGCUACAACCACAGCCAUCCUCAAAUCAACCACAGCUGCACCCACAAAAACAACAGCUGCUCCCACAAUAAUAAUUGCUGCUGCAAUGACAAUAGCUGCUGCAUCAACAACCGAUGCCGUGCCAAUAACAACCACAACUGCUCCUACAACAAAGACAUCUUUACCAACGACUAA
Coregonus clupeaformis (lake whitefish) is the source of this 1994-nucleotide messenger RNA. Its product is annotated as mucin-2-like. The transcript has 4 exons. Bases 6 to 1994 code for a protein of 662 amino acids. The record is from RefSeq and is a predicted model, not a curated record. NCBI's taxonomy places the organism in Eukaryota, Metazoa, Chordata, Actinopteri, Salmoniformes, Salmonidae.